AUGUACUGGCGCAAAAAUCUUUGUACUGGUUUAUCAAGCUUUUCCAUUGUGAUGGGUAUACUUUUGGUAGGCAUGGUCAAGACCCAUGGGUCUUCGGCGUCGGCUUCAAGGCCUAGAGCUACUAGGCAGGAGAAAGGGAAGGCAAAGGUUAUUGAGGGUGGCAAUGAGGUGGAGCCUGAGGCAAGGAAGUGGCGUAGAGUGAUAUAUGAGUCUACCAUUGCUACAAGGGGAACUACACGUGAGAGAAUGGUUGACAGAAACAGUUUAGGUAAGAGUGUUCUGAUGUGGCAGAUCAUGGGGCAUGGAUUGGAUUUCUUCUUCAAGUCAAUGACAGGGUACAUUGCAGUGAGUUUUAUAGUGGCAUGA
Molecule: messenger RNA, 366 nt
Organism: Ilex paraguariensis (yerba mate)
Lineage: Eukaryota; Viridiplantae; Streptophyta; Magnoliopsida; Aquifoliales; Aquifoliaceae
Source: the annotation of a GenBank genome assembly